This is a messenger RNA of Sorghum bicolor (sorghum), 1271 nucleotides long. Its product is annotated as putative pectinesterase 11. The coding region runs from base 1 to 900 and encodes 299 amino acids. The record is from RefSeq and is a predicted model, not a curated record. Lineage: Eukaryota; Viridiplantae; Streptophyta; Magnoliopsida; Poales; Poaceae. Gene Ontology annotation, molecular function: pectinesterase activity. Gene Ontology annotation, biological process: cell wall modification. The transcript has 5 exons.
AUGCUGACGACGGGCUCGCGGUCGCGGCAGCUCGUCCUCCUGGUCGACCAGUCCGGCAAAGGCGACCAUAGGAGGAUCCAGGACGCGAUCGAUGCGGCACCGGCGGGUGGCUCCGGCAGCGGCGGCGGCGGCGUCGUCAUCCGGAUCAAGCCGGGAGUUUACAGAGAGAAAGUGGUGGUGGACAAGCCUUGCAUAACUCUCGUGGGCACGAGCGCCAGCUCGACCAUCAUCACCUGGAACGAGUCCUGGGUGGCCUCCGAGAGCCCGACAGUAUCCGUGCUAGCCUCCGACUUCAUCGCCAAGCGCUUAGCGUUCCAGAACACGUUUGGGAGUAGCGGGCCGGCAGUCGCCAUGAGGGUCGCCGGAGACAGGGCGGCGUUCUACGGGUGCAGGUUCGUGUCGUUCCAGGACACGCUCCUGGACGACACGGGCCGCCAUUACUACCGCGGCUGCUACGUCCAAGGUGCCACCGACUUCAUCUUCGGCAAUGGCAAGGCUCUGUUCGAUAAGUGCCACCUCCACUCCGUGUCGGCGGCCGGCGGCGCGUUCACGGCGCAUAAACGGUGGUCGGAGUCGGAGGACACCGGGUUCAGUUUCGUGGGGUGCAAGCUGACGGGGCUCGGGGCCGGCACGUCCAUCCUGGGGCGACCCUGGGGUCCCUACUCCCGCGUCGUCUUCGCGCUCAGCUACAUGUCCAGCACGGUGAGGCCCCAGGGCUGGGACGACUGGACCGACGGCGACAAACAGAGGCAGAGGACAGCGUUCUACGGGCAGUACCAGUGCUACGGGGAAGGCUCCAAGACUGACGGAAGAGUAGCGUGGUCUCACGACAUGUCGCAGGCUCAAGCUGCACCGUUCAUCACCAAAGGUUGGGUUGGUGGACAGGAGUGGCUUCGGUAGAAAAAUAAAAAGAAAACUACCUAUAUCACCAUAUACGUGCUAUGCAAAUGACAUUGCAUUUGUAGAAUUAAUUGAUCGUAUGCUGUGUGGCUGGUUAACUGUGCGUGUGGUUCAGUUCUAUCAGGAUGUGUCCAUUUCUAUGUUAGAAACCAUGUUCGGUAUGGGAACCAUGCAUGGUCAGUUGGUGACGACUCCGUGGGCGCCGGCAAACGAACUUUUGUUUCGUAUAGGACUCUGUCUCGCUUUGAAGCCAAUCCAUUGGCAACGGUGAGAGUGAGAACUUGUGUAUGCUACACUUUCACUAGCCGUUAUAUGUAUACAAAAAAAAAAAGAAUUUUUAGCCUCGGCGCGAUGAUGCCCCCACCAACUGU